This is a messenger RNA of Ostertagia ostertagi, 603 nucleotides long. NCBI's taxonomy places the organism in Eukaryota, Metazoa, Nematoda, Chromadorea, Rhabditida, Trichostrongylidae. The record is from the annotation of a GenBank genome assembly.
AUGUUGUGUGAAGUGACGGCAGCACAAUUGCCGUUGGUUGUCGACACGACGACGGGAACAAGAACAAACCAAUCGAUACGUGAAGCUAGUCGUCGGCGGCAUCAGCACUGGCAAACCAAAGAAGAAAAAACUAAGCAAUCGGAGGGCGACUUCACUGACGAGAACGUUGGCCUCAUCAGUAAAACGAAGAAAAAGGGCAAGAUUUUAGAGCGAACCCCGUUACUACAUCGCCCAAUGUCAUCAGCUGACCCAGUCACGGUCGAGUUUGGUCGUCGACUUGAGCGAGAAAGUGAGGAGCAUCAUGCCUCUAGUGACGAUGAAGGAGCUAAUACUGGAGAACAAUAUGGUAGCACCACGGGUGCCGAUUUCAAGGCUGUGGUGGAUGAAGCGAUACGAGCUAUACAUAACGGAGUUUUUCCUGAACGUAUUGCACAGGGCUCAAGUGGCUCAUACUUUGUGAAAAAUAUGCAAGGGAAAAUCAUAGGUGUUUUCAAACCGAAGAACGAGGAACCAUAUGGUCAUUUGAAUCCGAAGUGGUUGAAAUGGUUUCAUAAGAUAUUUCUACCGUGUUGUUUCGGAAGAAGUUGUCUCGUCCCAAAUCAG